AUGACAUCUUCGCCAAACACACCAUCCGGUGUGGAAUCGUUCGAGGAUGUCUUCACAAAUGGAGACCUAUCACCCAACCCUGUCAACAAACUUGGUGUGGGAGGAGGAGGUGGCAUUCUGAAUUCUCCAAAGAAGGAUGGACGUUGUGGGUUUACUUCUCCCCCACCACCCUCCCCGCUCAGACAGAAAUGUGUCAAUCUUCAUAACUUUGCUACGGGCUCGCAGUUCGUUGACUCCCUGCAUCACAAGGCAUCUACGAGUGAGUCCCCAUGUUCCGAUACACGUUGCAGAGGGUCAAUUGUUGCCCCCUCUAAGCCUACUGGCUCACUACCACGCCCAACAACAGAGGUUCGGAAACAAGCUGUUGAAUUCAUUGGACAGUUCUACACACAUAAUAACAGAUUUGGCACCGAAGCACAUGAAAGUCGUGUCUCAGAAGUUGUUACAUCCAUUGAGACAACCGGAACCUAUCACCUUAGCGAAGCAGAACUGAACUACGGAGCCAAACUAGCAUGGCGUAAUGCUCCAAGGUGUGUUGGACGUAUCCAGUGGACAAAGCUACAGACAGUCACUGUACAAACCUAUGUGAAUGUCAAAUAUCGAUGUACCUAA
Messenger RNA from Asterias rubens (European starfish), 612 nucleotides. Its product is annotated as nitric oxide synthase, endothelial-like. Lineage: Eukaryota; Metazoa; Echinodermata; Asteroidea; Forcipulatida; Asteriidae. Bases 1 to 612 code for a protein of 203 amino acids. Gene Ontology annotation, molecular function: nitric-oxide synthase activity. The record is from RefSeq and is a predicted model, not a curated record. Gene Ontology annotation, biological process: nitric oxide biosynthetic process. The transcript is spliced from 4 exons.